CAGUAUGGCCGCAUGGAAAAUGCGAAGCUGGCUGGCAGGUCUGCGCAACAUCUCAGCGCGGUCAUUCCAUACGCCAGCAGUUCCAGGCUCUGCGUCUGACGCGCUCAACCUCAUCCGCUCACAACCGUCACAGUACAUUAUUGCCUCCAUAGUCGGACGCAAGUACAUCCUUGCACCACGCGACCUUCUUACUGUCCCUCACCUCAAGGAUGUACGCGUCGGAGACAGUAUUGCUUUGAGCAACAUCCACGAAAUUGGUUCGCGCGAGUAUACCCUCCGCGGAGAUCCCACCAUUCCUUCAACUCGUGUCAAGGUAGACGCGACUGUCGUCGAGCACACCAAGGGUAAAAUGGAGGUCGUCUUCAAGAAGAAGAGACGAAAGGGUUACCAGAAGACCAUCAAGAACAAGCACCCAUACACCCGUCUUCGCAUAGGUCAAAUAGAAAUCGUCGAUUCGCAGCCAUAGCAUUUACUUUAUGUCGCUUAUGUCCAAGACUAAUGAAGACUUAAUCAAAUUUUACUACCCUAGGCGUUAUUCUUCAGCGCUGUUCUUUAU
This is a messenger RNA of Coniophora puteana RWD-64-598 SS2, 556 nucleotides long. RefSeq lists its product as uncharacterized. The transcript is spliced from 2 exons. Gene Ontology annotation, molecular function: structural constituent of ribosome. NCBI's taxonomy places the organism in Eukaryota, Fungi, Basidiomycota, Agaricomycetes, Boletales, Coniophoraceae. The record is from RefSeq and is a predicted model, not a curated record. Gene Ontology annotation, cellular component: ribosome; mitochondrial large ribosomal subunit. The coding region runs from base 20 to 466 and encodes 148 amino acids.